GUCAGACCCAGCUGUGUUGUUGUUCUUUCUUUUCUGUGAAAGCAGUAUUAUAACUAGUUUCAGCAAUGUCAAGAAACCUUCUUAAAAAUCCUUGUGGGGAAGAGGAGACGGAUUUCUGGGAGCUGACAGAAAAUGGAGGAAAAGAGUGGCAUGUGGAGGAGAUGCCAGGAGACUGUGGACACUCUUUCCCUGAUGACAUUGUGUCCAAAUACUUCACCACCUCUUUUGAGUUGUGCCUUAAAAGACAGGUGGUUGACCUGCUGUCUGAAGGCUACUCUCCUUCAGACUUGGACUCACAACCAGCUGUCACAGUGGAGGACUGGUACUGUGGACGAACAGACUGUGGAUGUGUUUACCAAUUGACCGUGUGUCUUCUGGAUGAGAAUCAGGAGGUGAUGCAGGAAUUUAAGCCAGAUCAUGUAAAGCUUGACCCGGACACUGAUGACUGCUCUUGGAGACAGGUGAGCCAUACCUUUACAGAUUAUGGCCCCGGCCUACGCUACAUUUCCUUUGAGCAUGGCGGUCAAGACACUAAGUAUUGGGAUGGGUGGUUUGGAGUGAGAGUGACGGGGAGCUCAGUUACUGUGGAUCUUUAAAAACGGAAGAAAAAGAAGCAGAAGAAGAAGAGACAGGUGAUAAUGGAGAGAUACUAACACUGUUAAGAGAGAUACUGGAGGGACCAAGUUGUCUGUGAGCUUAUUGUGACAGCAAGAACAAAUAGAACAAAUUAAACAUAGGGCAAAUUCAAUAGUAUUGAUAAAUAUUUAGCUAUAGCUUUGUGCAGGCAAUGCAAAAUAUAAAAAAAAGAAAAGAAAAGAAGAAGAUAUAAAAGCUGAGAGGAUUUAGUAUUAUAAAAAAUGGAAAGAAUGAGGAAGAUAUCUAUGAAUUACACAGCAGUAGCUUCUAAGAGAGGGGUCCUGUUGUAAUCCUGUAUGCAUCUACCUCUUCGCAAGUACUUCCUAAUUAACUGUAAUCAUCCUACUUUUAUGUUCAUUAAUGCACUUUAACUAACUAAUGCACUUUCCAUAGUUAUUAACUAGAACUAAACUAAUCUAUAAAUGAAGUGUGGACACUGUACAGCUUUCUGUCAACCUAGUGUAUCUGACUCCAAAAAUGCAGAACAAAUACCACAUGCUUGUCAUUUGAAGCAGAAAAAA
Chanos chanos (milkfish) is the source of this 1157-nucleotide messenger RNA. It is a transcript of the gene fbxo2, whose product is annotated as F-box protein 2. Bases 66 to 596 code for a protein of 176 amino acids. The record is from RefSeq and is a predicted model, not a curated record. NCBI's taxonomy places the organism in Eukaryota, Metazoa, Chordata, Actinopteri, Gonorynchiformes, Chanidae. Gene Ontology annotation, molecular function: ubiquitin protein ligase activity. Gene Ontology annotation, cellular component: SCF ubiquitin ligase complex; cytoplasm. Gene Ontology annotation, biological process: ERAD pathway; glycoprotein catabolic process; SCF-dependent proteasomal ubiquitin-dependent protein catabolic process. The transcript is spliced from 6 exons.